Messenger RNA from Arabis nemorensis, 489 nucleotides. The record is from the annotation of a GenBank genome assembly. Lineage: Eukaryota; Viridiplantae; Streptophyta; Magnoliopsida; Brassicales; Brassicaceae.
AUGAGGAUGAAGCCUUGUAUGAUGAACAGUUUGUUAGGUCUGCUUCGAAUUCGCAUCAAGCGUGGUGUCAACCUCGCGGUUGGUGAUCUUUUUACUAGUGAUCCUUACGUUAUCAUCAAAAUUGGAGAAGAGAGAUGGAAGACUCAAGUUAUUUAUUGCGAUGUGAAUCCUGAGUGGAAUUCAGAUGUGACUCUCUUAGUAACAGACCUCAAUGUUACUGUUCUCUUGACGGUUUACGAUCAAGAUACGUUCACGAAAGACGAUUACAUGGGAGAUGCAGAAUUCGCGAUAAAGCCAUAUUUUGAUGCACUGAAUCUGCAAUUAGAAGGACUUCCAUGUGGAACUAUUCUGACUACAAUCCAACCUAGCCGAGGAAAUUGCUUAGCCAAGGCGUCUCACAUUAAUUGGUCUGAUGGUAAGCUUGUUCAAGAUCUAAUCCUUAAACUCCGACAUGUCGAGUGUGGUGAAGUCGAAGUUCAGCUUCAAUGA